AUGGCGGCGACCACCACCGGCCCCCGCGCCGGGGACGGACGGGAGCCCUGCGGCGGCUCCGGAAGCCGAGCCGGCACCACAAAGUGCAGGAGGCAGGACAAAGCGCAGGAGGAAGGAUGCCCCGGGCGCUGUUACUGUCCCCUGCAGUCGGAACGCUCCAGCUGCAAAACAGCGCCGGGCAGUGUCCGGCCUGAGGCGAAGCCCCGCCCCUCACUCCACCACCCAAUCCCAAGUGACGCCCGCCCACCCAGCGCGACGGGGAAGUGCGAGCCAGGCCUGGCCGCCAUAUUCUCCUUCCUGGUUGUGCUGCGCGGCUGCUCCCGGUAUCUGCGGCCGUUCUUUGCCUGUGAGCUUUCCCCCGCGGAGGACGCCCCGGCUCCUCGGCCGCUGCAAAGCCGUGAGCAUAGCCCUGGAGCCCACUUCAUGCUCCCAAGGCCAGAGAAGAUGGACACACCUUCAGUGUUGGUGUCAUUUGAAGAUGUGUUUGUGGAGUUCACCCAGGAGGAAUGGCAGGACAUGGACAAUGCUCAGAGGACCCUGUACAGGGAUGUCAUGCUUGAGACCUUCAGCAGUCUGCUGUCCUUGGGUUACUGUAUCACCAAGCCCGAUGUGAUCUUCAAGUUGGAGCAAGGGGCAGUGCCAUGGACAGUGACAAAACCCGUAAGCCAGAGAGUUUCAGGUUCUGAAAAGCCAUUUCUGCACAUAACAGUGCCAGAGAAGAUUGGAGCAAGCAUCCCCCAAGGUCAUGCUUCAGAAGCACAGGUUACCUACAUUCUCAAGAUUGGGGAUGAAUUGCACACUCUUCUUCUUGAAAAACAGUCAUUUUUACCACCUUAUUUCAUGGUAUAUUCAUACGACAAAUUAGGAACACGGAAUAUGGUUUUUUCACAAAAACUGGAUCACUGCUUUUACCAAGGGCAUAGUAAAGAGUUUCCCAGAUCAUCGGUGACACUAAACAUCUGCUCUGGACUCAGGGGAGUGUUACAGUUUGAGAAUGUCAGCUAUGGGAUUGAACCAGUGGAAUCUUCAGGUAGUAACGAACAUAUCGUUUUUCAAACAAAGAAUCAUGAAACUGGUUAUUCGCCUUUACAAGAAUAUGAAAACAUGACUCAAAGUAUAAGCAAGUCCUACAAGAUUCUGGUCAAAUCAGAGAAACUGUCAGAUGUUGCCCUACAGAAAAGUACUCUGAAAAUUCAGAUCAUUAUGGAUAAAGCCAUGUAUAAUUUUUUGGGCUCUGAAGCAGACCUGGCUACUGAAAAAGUUGUUCGUAUAUUUGCUCUUGUUAAUUCUAUAUUUUCUCAAUUAAAAACAACUAUAUUGCUGACUUCUCUGGAGCUCUGGUCAGAAGAAAAUAAGAUUUCAACAAAGGGAACUGCUGAGGAAAUAUUACAAAGAUUCCUGUCAUGGAAAAAGGCAAAUAUACUUCAAAGUCCCAAUGAAAUGUCCUAUUUAUUAAUUUACAGAGACCAAGCUGACUUUGUGGGAACAACAUAUUAUAGAACGGCAUGCGAUCCAAAGUUUGCUGUAGGAGUUGUCCUGUAUCCAAUGAAGAUUUCUUUGGAGGCAUUUUCUGUUGCUGUGGUUCAAUUGCUUGGAAUCAAUCUGGGAUUAACAUACGAUGUCAUGUCUAAUUGCUACUGUCCUGGAACUGUGUGCCUAAUGAAUCCUGAAGCAAUACAAUCCAGUGGUGUGAAGCAUUUUAGCAGUUGCAGCAUGGAAGAUUUUCAGCAGUCAAGAUCACAGCCUGCAUUGGAAUGUCUUCAGAAUGAAAAACCUCCAGUAGUGGAUUACCAAAAACACUCUUCAACUUGUGGCAAUGGUGUUUUGGAAGGAAACGAGGAAUGUGACUGUGGCAUUCCAGAGGCGUGCACUCACAAAAAGUGUUGCAGUGCUUUGGAUUGUAAGCUGAUUGGGUUUGCGCAGUGUGGUAGUGGAAAGUGCUGUGAUAAAAAAACUUGCACGAUACUCAAGAGAGGAAGACUAUGUAGGAGAAGCUCUGAUCCGUGUGAUUUUCCAGAAUUCUGCAAUGGGACAUCUGCAUAUUGUGUCCCUGAUGUGAAAUCAGCUGACUUGGAACCAUGCAACAAUAACAGUGCCUACUGUUUUCAAGGAAGAUGUCGAGAUCGAGACAGGCAAUGUGCAGAACUCUUUGGAGAAUUUUCCAAGGGUGGCAAUUAUCUGUGUGUUGAAGAAGUGAAUUUUCUAGGUGACAGAUUUGGAAACUGUAAGACCAAAUGCAACUUUAAUCACGUUCUUUGUGGAAAGCUAAUAUGCAAGUGGUCAAAAUCAUCCAUAGCGGUAAAGAAAGAUUAUGACAUACAAUACAUGUAUCUUGGAGGCCAGAUCUGUAUAUCUGCAAAGUUAAGACAAGUUCAAAGCUAUGAUGACACAUAUGUGGAAGACGGUUCUAUAUGUGGUGACAACAGAAUGUGUUACAAAGGAAAUUGCUCGCCCACCAACAUAUUUCCAUUGAAAUCCGGUUGUAACUCAAAAGAGAUGUGUAACGGGCAUGGAGUUUGCAAUGAUCGUCUUAAUUGUCACUGUGAUGCUGGAUAUUCUCCUCCUCAUUGUGAGGCAACAAAACAUUCACCAGGAGGGAGUAUUGAUGAUGGAUUUUGGAACUAUCCAGGUAAGGGAUUUUCCUUGCCAGAAGAAUAUCAGCGUUCUGGACCAAAGAAAGGCCUUUUAUUCAGUUUAUACAUUUAUCUACCACUCUUUGUUAUAAUUGGUGUCAUUGCUCUGAAGUGGAAUAAAUUGAAGAAAUUUUGGCACAGAGAAGAACCUUUAAGUGAAGGAUCAUUAACAGAAGAAAGUAGUGGUAACAGCACUGAGUCGUGGAAUUAAAGUCACUAAGCCAUAACAUCAGAAACAAUAGACUGGAGGAAGGAUAUGACCAAGAAACACUGCUAACUGCUUUGACUCAAGAAUGAAAAACUGUGUCUGGCUUGGCUUUCCUUUAGUUGUGACUUUCAGGUUUCGCUUUCACCAAAGAAAAUAAAUCCUGUGACUGUGA
Molecule: messenger RNA, 3013 nt
Organism: Ochotona curzoniae (black-lipped pika)
Lineage: Eukaryota; Metazoa; Chordata; Mammalia; Lagomorpha; Ochotonidae
Product: A disintegrin and metallopeptidase domain 3-like
Exons: 25
Coding region: 1-2844 (947 amino acids)
Biological process (GO): regulation of DNA-templated transcription; cell adhesion; proteolysis
Cellular component (GO): plasma membrane
Molecular function (GO): metalloendopeptidase activity
Source: RefSeq, a predicted model, not a curated record